ACAGAAAAUAAAAGCGAAAAUGAUGCUGCCAGCUGAGUAAUCAUAAUUAUUGUGAUCAUAUUCCUUCGUGGUUCGUGUGAUUUCAAUGCAAAAGUUGGAUGUUGUAUUAUUUUGGAACGCGUCUCUGUGCUUUCUGUUUCUAUUGCGAUUUAAUAUUAUUAAUAUUUGUAAGUGAAAUAUAAUAAAUGAACGGAUGAAUAAGGAAGAUGGUUUGUUUGGAGGGGACGCUCUGUGUACUACGAUUCAAUUGAAAGGAAAUUAUUGGACAAUGAGUCAUCAACAGAUGUCAUUCGCUUUUUCUGUGUAGUAAAUUUCAUUUAAAAAAGCUAGUUUAAAGUUAUAGAAAAUGACGUGCUUUAUGUAAGUGUGUAGAUGUUGAAAAUGAGUAAUUUGUGUGUUGAUUUCCUAGAAUUUACGUAAGAGGUCUUAUAACCUUACUUUUGAAAUGUGUACUUUGUUUCCCGCACUACACUCAACUUAUAAUUUUCUACCAUAGUGAUGGAAGGUGGCCUUGGGUUGCAGCGCCCUGAACCUCCCCCUCGUUCCCGGAGUCCCAUCGCACCUCGAGUCAAGAAACCUGUGCCGUUGCCGCGACGCUCCGUCAUGGACGCCAACAAACCCCCCACCACCACCACCCAAUCCGUCAACGGGUUCAUGGAAGGCGCCGGUAGCAGCAGCAGUAUCAACAGCAGCGGAUCUGAAGACAAGAAGAACAACGAAUCCAGGGGGCGAAGUGGUAGUGUGAUUGAGGAGACUCUGACCAAAGGCUACAAUACGUUGACGAAAAGUUUGAAAAAAGAAAUGAAAUCCGCAUCGGGGUGUGUGCAGGAAAAAGGGAAAGCUGUCAUUGAAGGCACCAAAAACGUUAGUGUGCGUUUGGAGAAAUCUUUUAAAGGGAUGCUAUAUAAACGACAGUGUGCUUCGGUUGUGUUCCCUUCCCCGGCAAAUCUUGAAGCUAAACCCUACGAGAGAUGUCAAUCCCUGCCCGGUGAAGAGAUAUUUAGCAGCAUAUCUUUCGAUUCCCCCAUGAGUGUGGAUGGUGGAAGUGUGAAGAACGAAAGUUUGACCUCGGAUGACCUUGAGGAGAGCGCUCCACCUCCCUUCCCCCCACCACCUCUCCCCGACGAAUCUCUCUACGACGAAGUGUCUAUCAGAUCCGGUCAUUCCGGCGGCGGACACAGCUAUGAAAACUACACACUUCCUUCCAUCAUGGAGACUCAAUCUCAUACAAAUUCAUACUAUGAAGAACUACCAAUCAUGAAGAAGCUGAGUAUGUUCCAAGACAGUGAUUCCGAGGGCUCUUUCAAUGACACACUUAAAUCUAGUAGAGGAAAAGAUGUGAAACGAUCCGAAUCGUGGUGUUUUUAUGAUUCUGUGGACAACCCAGCCCGACCCCGCAGUGAAACUUACGAGAAUGUCAUGUUGAAAGAUAGGUUGAACUUCAGCUCUGCCUCUAAUAUCUACUCGGAACUACCUUUGGGAGGGGUGGUAGUGAUUGGUGGUACGAAACAAGACUCAAAUAAAUCUUCUGAUAAAAGUUCGACUAGUAGUGAAGAGUACAGUGUAUCAGCUUCCCAACCCGACAGCUUGGCUAGUUCGUUAUCUGUCGCCAAUGAGCUGUACGACAACUGGAGUCCCUCGCCACUGAAACGCCAGUCAAACCUCGACGAAGACGCUCGGAUUCGAGCUCGAAACCGACGUCUGUAUCCCUCGAAAUCUGUGAUUCUAGAGUUUGAUCCUCUCUAUGAAAACAUACCGUACAGUGCGUUGAAGGAAAGCGAAGAGAAUGAUAGUGUGAUCGAUGGAGAACAAAGUGAGCCGAGUGUUGAGGAUUGUGAGAUGUAUUCCGAGGGUUCAAUACCGAUCCCUGUACCACCUGAACGAUUUGAUUCGAUUACUACACUGUCCCCAACGAAUUCGUCUCCCAAGAACAUACCCAACGAUGUGGAGUACUAUCUGUACCACAGGAAGAAGGAGGACAGUGGUGGGGAUGUGGUGAAGGUGUCCACAGAAAAUAGUCCGAAAAAUAGUCCUGUCGGUAGUCCGAAAACUGCUACACCGAUCCCGGUUGUUGAAGAGGGGAAAGACGAGGAAGCCGAUUGUCGCUCCUUGUCCGAAUCUCCCGAGCGGGAAGGUUCCCCAGGGAAGAGGAAAGCUUCAAAUCUUGUGAGGUGGACAAGUAUGAAACGAGCCAUAAAAGCAGUGGCGGACGGGUCGAACUGGUCACCAGGUGUAAUGAGACGUAUCAGUAAAUCUAAUCAGAAACUGGACCAGGAACCUCUGAAGCAGGAUUUAGAACGACCGGUGCCUGAUCCUUCGUCCUCCAGGAUUCAUGGAGGCUUCGUGUUCCGGUCGUCGUCUGGUGGUGAGAAGCAAAAGGAUUUUGUUCCGAAAUGGUGUCAGCUGAGCGAGGGAAAGCUGACGUUUACUGUGGAGAAGAACGGGGCUUGCACCAAGGAUUUCAUACAGUUGGACACGAUUUGCAGUAUACAAGUGAUGCGGGACGUCAAGCACAGUGGAGAUGGGGAAGACGUGCAUUGUAUGGAGCUAACCGUGACGCCAAGAGCUAAAACUCAUCUGAUUGGUUCGCCUGGGACUACGGAACGACGAAUCUGGAUGCAAAAACUGUUGGAAAGUCUCACUUCCAUAUUCCCAGCCAGGCUCACCGCUGACUACACAAGGGCAGGGUGGUGUUUUCUCAAGGAAGGUAUAGGCGGGGAAUGGAUGGUGUCUUGGAUACUUUUGAAUAAGAGGACGCUCUACUAUAGUCAGAGCAAUGGACGCCUCAAAAAUGUUGACUUGCGGAAGGCGAGAAGUGUUGGCCUACAGGACGGCGCUGCCUGCCCGCGAGUGACGGAGGAAGGUCCUCACAUCCUGGUGGACUCGACUGACCAGUCGGUCUACCUGCAGAUGGACGUGCCCAAGGAGACCAAGUCCUGGCGACAAACUAUCAAGACGGCAGCUGUCGACAACGGGCCUAACCUCAGCGAUCAGCAGCUCUCCAAGAACAACAUCCCGGUCAUCGUUGAGAAGUGCAUCAAUUUUGUUUAUGCGCAUGGUCUGAUGUCGGAAGGCAUCUACCGGCGUUGCGGCGCCAAUUCGAACGUGACAAAGCUGCUGUCUGCGUUUCAGACGGACGCGUGGGCGGUGCAGCUGAGCAGACAGGACUACACCGAGUACGAUGUUGCCAAUGUGCUCAAGCGCUUCUUUCGCGAACUACCCGAGCCCGUCUUCACGGCGCAUCUGCACAGACAUCUUUGUAAUACUGCAGUACUGAAGUGUACAGAGGAGGAGAAAUUGUCGAUCUACAGGACUCAGCUGGAGCAAUUGCCCACUGUUAACUACCUGACAAUACGGCUGCUGCUGUCUCAUCUCUACGCACUUGACCAGCAGAGGGAGCGAAAUCUCAUGCCCAUCAAAAACCUGGCAGCAAUUUGGGCGCCCACUCUUAUGCAUGUCGAGUCAGUAAACUCGACAGGGGAAGUGAACUGGUCCCGCCAGGAGUCGGAGGUGAUAGGCGAGUUGGUGCAACUCUACCCGCAGCUGUUUAUGGUGGACGAGGAGGAGAUCGCCAGGGAGAGACGCAUGGCGGAGGUGUUGGAGCGCUAUCACCAGAGCAGCUCCCAGCAACAGCCGCAGGUGAUGGCCCCGGCUGGAGAUCUGCGCAUUUGGAUACAUAUCGGCAGCAAGGACUCUACCAACUGUGUGCAAGUCACCGUGAACCCCUUGCGCUUAUCAGGCGACAUCUGUGCGGCGCUGAGUGACAAGACGCCGCACCCACCGCACCGACUGUGCUUGGUUGAGACAGUUCUGGACGGCGCCCUCACGCGCCCGCUGCACCACUCGGAGCGAGUGCUGGAGUCUGUGCUCAGGUGGAGCUACUGGGACGACGCAGACUGCAAGAACAACUGUCUUGUGUUGGCUGAGAACACGCUUUUCGAGGAGGUUAUGCCGCUGGCUAAACAAGCUGUUCCAAAAAGUGGAGAGCUGAAGUUUGCUGAUCUGAAAUCGAAAUCUUUCAAGUCAUACGUCUUUGAAUUCAGUCAGGCUAAGCUCUCUUACUACAAAGACAAGUCUGGUUCAUGCAAGCUUGGUGAGUGGAGGAUUGAAGACAUUUCGUGGUACCUGGGACAUGAGCCUAAACGAAAUCCACAAAUGAGGUGGUCAAUAACCUUCGUUAGCAAAAACAAUAAGCCUAAAAGAUGCAAAGAAACGCCAUUCUUCGGCUGCACAAUUGCAGGACCCAGCCGUGAAGAGCAGAUGAGGUGGAUUGCCGCCAUGCUGUUGGGCGAAUAUCCUCACAGCGACCUCCUGCCCCCUCCCAAGCACGUCAAUCUCAUGGAGUAGAGAAGAUCAUCAACCAACAUCUCCCAGAAAGUGAAACCGAAACCAUGAGAAUAGAACAACGACUCUAGGAUUAAAUUUGGCCUUCAGUAAGCGACUUCGUGAAUCAAUACAAUCUCAAAUGAGUGAUUCGCGAUUAUUUGAAGUCAACACAAUCUCAAGUGCGUGAUUCACGAUUAUUUAAAGUCAACACAAUCUC
Nilaparvata lugens (brown planthopper) is the source of this 4543-nucleotide messenger RNA. RefSeq lists its product as uncharacterized. The transcript is spliced from 13 exons. Bases 499 to 4347 code for a protein of 1282 amino acids. The record is from RefSeq and is a predicted model, not a curated record. Gene Ontology annotation, biological process: signal transduction. Lineage: Eukaryota; Metazoa; Arthropoda; Insecta; Hemiptera; Delphacidae.